Messenger RNA from Porites lobata, 3002 nucleotides. Lineage: Eukaryota; Metazoa; Cnidaria; Anthozoa; Scleractinia; Poritidae. The record is from the annotation of a GenBank genome assembly.
AUGGUUGGCUAUGCCAAAGAGAAGCACGGCCAUGCUGACCUUCACUCGUCUCGCAUUGCCCAAGAUGAGAAAGAUGUUGCCGCAAUGGUUGAUUUAAUCAAGAACUGGACAGAUCCAUUUGCAGGUCAUAUGCAACUGUCCAGCAUCUCAACAGGAGCUGUUGCCACUACUGCUAUAGCAGAGGACCUUGAGACCGCCUAUAAAGUUCGAGAUGCAGCCUAUACUGAUUUCAAGAAGACCCGUCUCGAAUCACAGCCCCCAACGGUAAGGUUCAAUGACAAAUUGAAGAAGCAAAAGCUGAAAACCUUCAGUGCUUUAUCGAAGACCAAGACAGUGGCAAAGGGCAAAGACACAGAAACUGUUCUGCGCGCUGAUCGAAAUUUGUUUGCGCGGAUGAUCAUAAUUGCUGAAAGCCGCAAUCUGCAAAUGCAAGAUGUGUUAAAGCACCCAUUAGGCCCUCUUCCUGUUUCCCUGGCCUGCAACAGUGGCUUUCCCCGCAAGACCAAUAAGGCACAACUUGGCAAAGAAUUAGAGAAAUUGAUACAGCCAACGGUAGAAGUAACAAGGCCUUCAGCUUACCUAAUAGAUAGCAUGGCUCUGGUCCAAAAGCUGAAGGUAGAUUAUCUCACAUUUGGUGAGAUCGCAGACAAUAUUUUAUCUAGAGUGUUGCUUGAGGCGGAGGGUAGCGAUAGAGUGGAUGUCGUAUAUGACGUGUACAGAGACAUUCCCAUUAAAUCAGCAGAAAGAGAACUCAGAGGUGAAAGUGAUGCAAUAACUUUCAAGAGCCUUGCGGAUGGCCAGAAGGUCAAGCAAUUCAAGAAUUUUUUACGCAAUGGUGACGACAAAACAAGUCUUAUCAGAUUUGUUGUGGAACACUGGCAACAAACACCGGGUCGCAAGAGACUGGACGACAAGGAGCUGUAUGUAACAAGUGGAAACCGAUGCUACAAGAUCACUGCCGAGAGAGUAGACGAAGAAGAAGAGCUAAGAUCCGAACAAGAGGAGGCUGAUACACGACUUCUCCUGUAUGUGCAACAUGAAGCAAAUGAGCAGCGAUAUAGGUCAAUCAUUGUAUCCUCGGAAGACACAGACGUUAGAAUCCUGUGCCUAGCGUUUUCAUUUUCCAUUGAUGUACCUAUUUAUCAGCGUUGUGUUUCUCAACUGAACGCUCGGUAUGUCGACAUUGGAAAAAUAGCCCACGUCAUUGGCCAGGAUGCGUGCAAAGCACUACCAGGUUUGCACGCAUUUACGGGUUGUGAUGCAGUGAGUGCCUUUGCAGGGAUUGGGAAAGUGAAGCCCCUGAAGAGGUUACUGAGGAAAAAGGAAUACCAACGCACUUUCCAGCAACUUGGAGAAAACUGGUUGAUGUCUGAAGAUCUUCUGAUGCAGUUAGAGGCAUUUGUCUGUGAUAUGUAUGGCUCAAAGAACGGUAUCUUAGACGUGAAUCAAUGCAGUUAUUCGGUCUUCUGUGCAAAGAAAGGUAAUAAUAAUAAUUAUAAUAAUAAUAAACUUUCUUAAAGUGUCAUAUGAAGUUCGCUAAUCGGAGACACCUAGCUAUCUGCAUAAUAGUAAGAAAUUAGAUCACAAUAACAAAGAAAUAAAUUCAGCGAUAAAUGUAAAUGUAAAUGUUUUCCCGCCCCGUACCUAUGAUAUAUUUAACAAUUAUUCGCCGAAGGCGAAGUUAAUAUUGUUGAAUAAUCCCCGAGACGAAGUCGAGGAGAUUAUUCAACAAUAUUAACUGAGCCUGAGGUGAAUAAUUGUUUUAGUAUAUUCACACUAAGUGAUCUCAACAGAAUCAGAAAGGAAACCAUUAAAAAACGAUUAGUUUGAUUGACGGGUGAAAAUUCAUGCGUGAACACGAAGCCGUAAACAGUGGAUGUGCAAAAGUUGGAUCUUUACAGUAUCUUCAAACAUGGCAAAUGAUAGUUUUAAUCCUUUUGUAUCGAGUUUUGUAAGCUUUAGCAUCAACGGUUUAAAAGAAAACGCCGAAAAUUUAAAUUACUACCCAAUUCUGAGAAGAAAAGUAUCUAGAGCUUUAUGUGUUUCUGUCAACUCACCGUGAAUGAGAAAGUUUUCUUCGUCGCCUCUUGCAAAUGCUGUCUACAGCGGCUGCGAUCAAGGUAGGCGUUGUUUAUCUCCAAAGUUCUUUGCCUUGUUAACUUGCUGGCACGUACAAUUUUCGAAAAUAUUUGCCUUCCUCUCUUCUCCAUAAAUUAACUUCUAUUUAUAGGCAAAAUUGGUCUUGCGAGAAAAUCCCGAAAUCACAAAACAGUGACAAAGCGACCUCGUUUUCCUCUGUAGUGGUAAACAUAGCUUCGAGCGUACAAAAAGUCAGCUAAAGUAAACCACUUCACAAUAAAUCACGCUGUUUAAACACCAUGAAGUCUUUUCUUGCCUUCAAAGUCAUCAGCACUUGGAUAUUCGUGUAUUUUCAAAAAGGUUUUACUUUGAAACUUUGGCAAAACACCCAGUUCACGACAGCGAUUUUGUUCGGCUUUAUAUUCACCGCCUAGCGCGGUGAAUAUAACGUCAUAGUCCGAGAUAGCUAACCAAUCAGAUUGCUUGAAUUACCAAGAUCACUGAGUGUGUAUAUACUAAAUUCAUAUAUUCAUUCAGGUGAAGCGGAAUCCCAUCAGCUGCCUCCAUGCCAAGACAGCUUGUACAAGCAUUGCCGGCGAGCCAACUAUCAAGCGGCGAUAUGGAAAAAUUAUCUACGAAACAACGACAUUCCAUCCCCAGUUGGUCAUGGCUGGUCUCUUGUAAAUGACGGAGCUCAAGAGAGAUUGGUGAUAGAUUGGAUGAGUGGACUCCCGGCACCAACAGCUGUAAUAGAGCUUAUGUCAUGUAUGUGCAAGACGGCCUGUAAUGAUGAUUCAUGUGACUGCAUUCGAAAUGGCUUAAAGUGCUCCGACCUUUGCCGCCUAAUAACUUGUUCUAACCAGCCAGAUGAAGAGGAGGACAUCCAAGUAGACCUGGAUGAAGAGCACGUUGACUUUGACUAA